AUGGGAAAUAAUCGUUCCUCAACCUCUUCUUCUUCUGCCACUUCAAGUUAUUCUCAAUAUACCCAUUCCAUUCCAAACAAAAAUUUUACGGAUAAAAAUAAUCGUCAAUUUUGGAAAACCUCAAUUUCGGCUCGAGAAAGUUUCGACAAUUCUCCACAACAAAAAGAAGAAACAAAAACACGUUUACGUAAUCGUUCCCUUGUUUUAUUUCAACAACCAAAAUUAAAUAAAGGAGGAGGAAAUAAUAAUUGGUGGCCUUUAAAAAGAAUAAAAAAUAGAAGUAUUGAAAAGAAAAAUUCUUAUGGAGUGCCUCCUCCUUCAUUGUUAUUUGAUGAAAUAAAUGGAGAAGAAGAAGAAAUUCAAAGUUUAGAAAAUCGUCCAUUAAUAGAUUUAACAGUAACAAGUAGUGAAAACAAUAGUCCUUGUUCUUCUCUUCCUCCAAACCAACCAACAACAAUAGAUGAUUCUAAUACAACAACAACAACAUCUACAACAACAACAACAUUUAUUAGUUUUAGACCCCAAAGAUGCCAAUUUUUAGAAAAUUCUUCAGAAAAUUUUGUUGAAAAUAAAAAUAAUAAUUCGGAAUUUAAUAAACAUCAAAGACGUGCAAAAUCAUUUAGACAUUUCCCAAGUACAAAAACUUGUAAUAAUAGUAGAAGAAGUACUAGGUAA
Molecule: messenger RNA, 675 nt
Organism: Meloidogyne enterolobii
Lineage: Eukaryota; Metazoa; Nematoda; Chromadorea; Rhabditida; Meloidogynidae
Source: the annotation of a GenBank genome assembly